Molecule: messenger RNA, 2280 nt
Organism: Schistocerca cancellata (South American locust)
Lineage: Eukaryota; Metazoa; Arthropoda; Insecta; Orthoptera; Acrididae
Product: sodium-coupled monocarboxylate transporter 2-like
Exons: 13
Coding region: 279-2090 (603 amino acids)
Biological process (GO): transmembrane transport; sodium ion transport
Cellular component (GO): membrane
Molecular function (GO): symporter activity
Source: RefSeq, a predicted model, not a curated record
GUCUUCUCACCUCCACACCGUAUUUAUAAGGGAUGCGACACCGCCGCAGCAAUCCCUACCCAGAAGCUUCUGCUACGAUGCAGGUCCCGUACUGAGAUCUCAAACAUCAACCCAGUAAAACAGGUCGCAGUUGCACGAGGUCGGCGCGGGGCGCUGUUGGCAGCGAGCGGUCGGCUUCACGACCUGCCCUGCCCCUCUACCACGUGAGGAGACGGUUCAGUCGGCCGCCGCUGCUCGCCGCCCGAGCCCGUACAGUGCUGUCUUAAAGAGUCGCUGCCAUGGAUGAGGACGCCGCUGCGGGACUUAUGCUGCCCGGACUGCGCUUCGGCUGGCUGGACCACAUGGUGUUCGGACUCAUGCUGGCAGUCUCCCUGGUCGUUGGCGUCUACUUCGGCGUGUGCGGCCGGGCCAAGAACACCGCCAAAGUGGACUACCUGCACGGCGGCAAGAGCAUGAGCGUCCUGCCGGUGGCCGUGUCGCUGGUGGCCAGUCAUAUAUCUGGAAUAACUCUGAUGGGAGUACCUUCUGAGAUCUACCUGUACGGGACACUAUACGGGCUGGUGGUUAUUUCUACCGUUCUCACCUGCCUCAUUGUCAACUGGUUGUACCUGCCAGUCUUUUUCGGCUUGCAGCUCACGUCUACAUAUGAGUACCUGGAGCGGCGCUUCAACAGAGAGACGCGUCUGCUCGCGUCCUUCCUGUUCACCCUGCAGCAGGUGCUCACCAUUCCGCUCUUCGUCUACGUGCCGGCUCUCGCGUUCAACCAAGUGUCUGGCGUCAGCGUACAUCUUAUAACGCCCGUUGUGUGCAUCGUUUGCAUUUUCUACACCAUGCUGGGUGGUCUGAAAGCGGUCGUCUGGACGGACUUCCUGCAGGGCCUGGUGAUGGUCGCUGCCUGCUUUGCAGUCAUCAUCCUGGGCUGCCAGCUGGUGGGCUCCCCGGUGCAAGUGUGGGACAUUUCCGACCAGGGCGGUCGCAUACGUCUCUUCGAAAUGAAUCCAAGCCCAUUUGUACGGAACUCCUUCUGGACCAUUGUACUCGGGACGACAGCAAAUUGGUUGACAGUCUGCGCCAUUAACCAGGGCUCCAUGCAGAAGUUCCUGUCGGUGCCCAAUCUGCGUAGCGCCAGGAUCUGCUUGUUUGGUUUCGGUGGAGGCAUAAUCACAAUGAAAGCGAUUAGCGUGUUCACUGGCCUGCUAAUAUAUGCAACGUAUCACAACUGUGACCCUAUAUCGGCAAAGGCGAUAUCGAGGCCGGACCAGCUGCUGCCCUACUACGUGAUGCAGGUCUCCACGGCUGUCCCUGGAUUGCCUGGUCUCUUCGUCGCUGGUAUUUUCAGCGCAGCCCUAAGCUCCAUGUCUGGGUCUCUCAACUCCCUGUCCGGUACCAUUUACGAAGACUUCGUGCUGCCGCGUGUGUCUGACAAGAUAUCAGACGAGAAGGUGAACUUCAUCAUGCAGGGCAUAGUGCUGGCAGUGGGCGUCAUAUGCGUGGCACUCGUGUUCGUCGUCGAGAAGCUUGGUACAGUGCUCGAGCUGGGCUAUAGCAUCGCAGGCGUGACUUCCGGUGCACUCCUCGGGGUCUUUACCCUGGGUAUGCUGUUCCCCUGGGCCAACGGAAAGGGCGCUAUCGCCGGAGGCCUGGCUAGCAUGGUGCUGGUGUCGGUGAUCCUGGUGGGAGCGCAGAACGCCAUGGCCACUGGCACCUUAGUCUACCCGUGGCUGCCCACCACUACAGACGGCUGUGCGGCCAACGUCACAGCUGGCUUGUUCACCAGCACAACCCCAAGGCCGGAGGCGGCGCCGGCGGAGGCGCCGCUGCUGUUCCAGAUCUCGUACAUGUACUACACGCUGUUGGGCGCGAUCGCCGCCAUCGCGGUGGGGCUGGCGGUCAGCUUCUGCACGGGCGCGCGCCGCCCCUCAGACGUGGACCCGGCGCUGCUGUCGCCGCCCAUUCGCUUCCUCUGCCGGCCGCCCCGGCGCUACACCGGCGGCGACGCCGCGGCGGCUGUGGAGCUGCUGGCGCCGCCCACCGCCCCCGCAGCAGGCAGGAAGCACAGCGGCGGCCGCCGCGGCUCCGGCCCCGGCUGACACUGUGGGCGGACUUCCUGCCCACGUCGGCAGCCACUUUCACGAAACGUGCUCUGCGGAGCCGUACCGUACCUGAACCACGGACUGCACUCCACCGAUGAGCGUUAAUCUAAAUUCCGUAUUUGGAAUGUCUUUGAAACGUAUUAUGUACUUACUGAACGGUACAGACUAAAUACUCAGAAAUAAAUCC